This is a messenger RNA of Xenopus laevis (African clawed frog), 2655 nucleotides long. RefSeq names its product galanin receptor 3 L homeolog (gene galr3.L). Gene Ontology annotation, cellular component: plasma membrane; membrane. The coding region runs from base 354 to 1508 and encodes 384 amino acids. The transcript has 3 exons. Gene Ontology annotation, biological process: signal transduction; G protein-coupled receptor signaling pathway. Lineage: Eukaryota; Metazoa; Chordata; Amphibia; Anura; Pipidae. The record is from RefSeq and is a predicted model, not a curated record. Gene Ontology annotation, molecular function: G protein-coupled receptor activity.
GCCCUACACUGUUAGAUAAAAGCUUGCCAGAUGAUGUUGAGGAAUCUGCUAGGUAGGAGGCAAUAAGCAGGACAUACGGGGAGAGAAAGGGAGAAAGUCAUAACACAGGUGAAUGAGAAUAGACAGAAGGAAUGAUAAAGUCUGUGAUAGACAGUUGAAAUGAAAAGCAUAGUCUGUACACAGGCACAGCCAAUAUGAAAAGGUAGAGAGGGGGCAUUGGAUUCUCAAAGAGGGAGGGAGAGCAUGAGUGUAAAAGAGGAGGGGGAGAAGCGAGAGACUGGCUAGAGAAGGAGAGAGAUGGAAGAAGUGCAGCAGCUUAUACAAGAGGUGCAGUAAUCCUCCUUGUUGCUGAGAUGUCCCAGGCGUGGAACAGUUCCGUCUCAUCAGAGCUUCCCCCAGGCGGGAUUAUUGUGCCCGUGGUAUUCUCCCUAAUAUUUGCCCUGGGGACGGUGGGCAAUGGGCUAGUCCUGGCAGUGUUACUGAGGAAUGGGCAGACCAAAUACAACACCACUAACCUCUUUAUCCUGAACUUGGGCGUAGCAGACCUGUGCUUUAUUCUGCUUUGUGUCCCUUUCCAGGCCACCAUAUACACCUUGGACGGAUGGCUAUUUGGGGCUUUUCUCUGCAAAGCUGUGCACUUCUCCAUAUACCUAUCAAUGUAUGCUAGCAGCUUCACCUUGGCUGCUGUCUCAGUGGACAGGUACCUUGCCAUCCGCUACCCACUAAAAUCCAGAGACCUUCGGACCUCUCGAAAUGCUUUAGCUGCAAUAGGAGUCAUAUGGGCUCUCUCCAUUCUUUUUGCUGGACCUUACCUGAGCUACUACCACAUAAUCCUGUAUAAUCAGGUGCCCAUUUGUAUUCCCAACUGGGAAGACCGUAGAAGAAAAAUUAUGGAUGUCUCCACCUUUGUCUUUGGAUAUCUAUUACCUGUUCUUAUUUUGGGUCUGUCCUAUGCCAGAACCAUCUGUUUCCUUUGGACCUCGGUCGACCCUGUGAAGACAGCCUCGGAAUCCCGGAAAGCAAAACAUAAAGUAACCAAGAUGAUAAUCAUUGUGGCUGUGCUUUUCUGCAUCUGUUGGCUUCCUCAUCACUUGGUCAUCCUCUGCUUCUGGUUUGGACACUUUCCAUUUAACAAAGCCACCUACGCAUUCCGUCUUGUAUCCCACUGCAUGUCCUAUGCCAAUUCCUGCCUCAACCCCAUUGUUUACGCUCUUAUCUCCAAGCAUUUCCGUAAGAGAUUCAAGCAGGUUUUCACUUGCAUUCUCACCCAAAAACGGGCACGUAACAAGGUCCAUGCUGUUCAGGCAGCCAACACUGUAGCCGGCUUUUAUGCUGGACACACUGAAGUCACUCAGGUUCAAGAAGACAGUGGCCGUGGAGGAAGGGCAGCCAGGGAUGAAGGUGCUGACAGCAGCAGCCCAGAAGACUCAGUAAAUCAAAGAAUGGAGGGUGGGAGCUGGUGUAACCGUCUGCCCAAGUCUGUAGGGUUUGUGACACAAACAGCUUAAUUUUAUCUGAAAAGAAACAUAUCCAUAGGACUAAUAUUGCAUUUUAAGUGGAUUUUCAGAGUUUACUCUGAUAGAUAAGUUGCUUAUGUUUCGCACUUUAAGGAACUCAUGACUAGAGUGUAAGCUCUUGAAAGAGAUGCCUAAUGAUGCCUGCACAAGACUGUGUAAUAAGAUAUCUUUGAAAACGAUCAAGAGGGGUUUCCAACCCCAACUGUCAAGUAUGGGCUCAUUUAGUGGGAAACUUAUUCUUGAGAAUCCUUCUUGUUACUCUCUGAUGUGACUUUCACAUUGAGAAGUAAUAUCAAUACCAGAACUUCAGUAUUCUCCUUAUUCUGCUGCUAAACCAUGAUGGGAAAAGUGCAUUUCUUAAAGUUCUUACUGAACUAACCAGAUAUUUCUUUCAAACAGCUGGAGACAAAGCUCUUUAGAUUUUGGACUUUUUCUUUUUUGAGAAAUGCAGAUGAAAGCAAAUGGAUUUCAAUGAUUUUUUUUUACACAAAGUUCUAACGUUGAUUAAAAGUAGAAGAUGACUCUGUUAAGAGCUGAGCGUUUCUAACGGACUCAUUAACAAGUAGAUUGAUUGAAAAUGUGUCUCCAGUGCCGUGUGUGAUUCCAUAUAAGCGUAAAAGUAAAAUCAUUCGAGAGAGAAGGGGCAAAACAGUUUUCUAUAGUAAAAAUAUGAAUUGCAAAAGGAUAAUGUCUUUUGAUGGAGACUUUUCCCUUGAAAUAAAUGGUGAAAAUUAGAGAUGUUUAAAUGCCUUCUGGCUCCUAAGAAUGACAGCAAAGUAAUUAAAGACAUUUUAUCUCCUAAUGGCAUCGCACCAUUGGAAGACAUAUUUAAUCUUAACUGAAGCACUAAUGAAUUCUUGUCGGAGUGCCUGACAGCAGUGAAUACAUAUGUGGUUCAGUCUUUGCCUUCAUUUUCUUGAUGUACAGUACUAGUUCCAUCCCUGUUUGUAAAUGCAUACUUGUUUAUUAUAAGAGGGGAUGUGCACUAUGUAAUUAUAAUUGCCGGAGCACACACCACUUUUCACUCUUCUACUACCUUUUCAGGGGUUUAACCCUUCUGUCCUCUCAUCCUCUUGCUGUACAGAAGACUUUCUCGCCUGCACAUCCUUGCUAAUGUAAAUAAAGUGGAUAUGACUCA